Messenger RNA from Manduca sexta (tobacco hornworm), 4660 nucleotides. RefSeq names its product lysophospholipid acyltransferase 2 (gene oys). The coding region runs from base 243 to 1574 and encodes 443 amino acids. Gene Ontology annotation, cellular component: membrane. The record is from RefSeq and is a predicted model, not a curated record. The transcript has 9 exons. Gene Ontology annotation, biological process: lipid modification. Lineage: Eukaryota; Metazoa; Arthropoda; Insecta; Lepidoptera; Sphingidae. Gene Ontology annotation, molecular function: acyltransferase activity.
CUACAUGGCCACGUCACGACUGCACUGAAGAAUUGAGUUCAUUCGAGAGUGAAUAUAUUAUGAAGCUUCCCACCCAGCACUAAUUUUUAUUUAUUUUCAUUCAUGAUGUUAUUUUCUUUUAUUAGGUUAAUUUUUUGAUCGCACAAGUAGCUGCACUAUGCCUGGCCAGAUUGUUUCGGAAACCAUUGAAAUUUGCUUCUCCAGAAUUCCGUCAUACAGUGUGCCUUGUUAUUGGUUUGAUAAUGGGAUAUUUCUGUUUCGGAAAGCAAGCCGUACAUUUGUCCGUUCUGCCCAUGUUAAGUUACGUUUUGUUGAAGACUGUACCACAUAACACCAUGGGAAAUGUCAUACUAACUGCUUCAAUGUUAUAUCUAUCGUGUCUCCAUCUUCAUCGGCAAAUAUAUCACACGGCUGAUUAUACAUUGGACAUUACAGGUCCAUUAAUGGUAAUAACACAAAGAGUAACGUCACUGGCGUAUUCGCUUCAAGACAGUUUGACUCUACAAGAGAUAAAUUCAAAUACAGUAGAGCCGUCGCUGGGAAAAAAUGUUUCGAAAAUUGAGAAAAUUCCCUCGCCGCUAGAAUAUUUUGCGUACACAUUAGCCUUCCAGACGUUGAUGUGUGGACCCGUUGUGUUCUAUCCUGACUACAUCAAUUUUAUUGAAUGCGUACGCGCUGAUGGUGACGAAAAGCAUGAAAAAGGUCGCCCAGAGCCAUCACCACGAAGAGCCGUCAUAUACAAAGUGGGCGGGUCUGUCGCAGCUGCCUUACUCUAUCUAACUUUGGCUAAGAAAUAUCCACUUACCGUUUUAGAAGAAUUAGUAGACCCGACAUCUGAAGUGUCUCGCUCUUGGUCGGCCGUGUAUCUUCUCUGGUACGCGUACCUCUCUACGCUAGUUGUACGCUGUAAAUAUUACCAUGCGUGGCUGCUGUCAGAGGCCAUUUGUAAUAACUCGGGCAUGGGUUUUAACGGAUAUGACGUUGAUGGCACCCCCAAAUGGGACAAAAUGUCUAACAUCGACGUUUUUGGUUUUGAGUUGGCGCAGAACUUCCGCACGGCGGUGGCGAGCUGGAACAAGAACACGAACGCGUGGCUGCGCGGCGUGGCGUACGAGCGCGGCGGCGCGGCGUGGCGCACGGCGCGCGUGUACGCGCUCUCCGCCGUCUGGCACGGCUUCCACCCCGGAUAUUAUCUUACAUUCUUUGCAGGCGGGAUGUUCACCGUUGCUGCUCGGAAGGUGCGAUCAGCAGUGCGUCCGAUGUUCCUGGGUAGUCGACCUAAGAAGUUCUUGUAUGACUCGUUGACGUUCAUCACAACGCGCGUGGCGAUGACAUACGCCACGGUUCCGUUCGUGUUGUUGCAUCUCUCGCCAAGUCUGGCGUUCUACGGGAAAUUUUAUUAUUCGCUUCAUUUUAUUGCGCUGGGCGCAUUGUUAAUACCAGAAAAGUCCAAACGCUCAAACUCCCCAGUUUCUGCACAAAGUGAACAUUCAAUGUGUGCUAAUUCACAAGAAAAUAUGAUGACAUCAAAACAAAGAAAUGGUGACUUCAAUGCUAAGUUGAAAAUAACAUAGGGAUUAUAAAUCAUUGUUAUUAAGUAUUAGAUCUUACAAUACUAAGUAAGCUUUGAAAUACCGUCAUAAGAAUGGUGAAUGGCAACCAAGAUCAUCACACUCGAACCCUUUACUUGGCUAUCAAUAUUUAUUUAUUUUACAUGGGAACAUUGUUCGACUGUUGUAUUGGAAUAUUACUUCAAGUAUUGCAUUACUGUGCAUUUAUUUUUAAGAAAUUUUAAGUUAUACAAAACAUUUAUUUUAUGUAUUAUGAUAUUUUAUCCAGAAAAGUAUUUCUCGAUUAUUAAUAUAGACAUGCGAUAAUAUACGGCAGUUAUGGUAAGAUCUCACUUAGUUAUUGGACUUUUUAUAUUAUUUAUCUUCAAUGAAUUGUUUACAUUACAUGUAUCUACUAGCUGUUAAGGAUUAGUAUAUCCUAUGAUUAUUGAUUAUAUUAAUUUUAUUUAUUUAAAGCUAUUUCGUGUUUAGAAUACUCGAUACAAUAUUAAAUCUAUAAUGGUGGAUGUUACUUUUAUUUACUAUGCAAAAUGUUGAUAGAAGGGACUACUACAGAAACAUUUACUAAGUAACUAAUGUGAGUAAAGUUUUAUUUUAGUACAUUAUAUUACUAAUACUACCUACUAAAAUAUUUAAUAAGGGGUUUUUUCAAUCAUAAAAGGCUAUUAUAUAUUUAAUUAUAUUUAUAAUCUAUAGCUUGAGUGAAUACAAACGGGUAAAAUUAUAAAAAUCGUAAUUUAUUUAUACCAGUUUAAAUUUUUCUUAGUGUAUGUUUUGUUUUAGACUAUGAACAAUUUUAUCUGGUGCUUGUAAAAUCUGCCUUAAUGAUGUUACAUAUACAAACCAGAUAACACAAAUAUCCAUUGUAUUUAGCUUUGUUAUUUUAUAAAAGUUACAAUUUAUAAAAUGUUGAAAUAUUAUAUAAUUUUUAUACUGAUUAUGUUUUUGAUGGCAGACCCAAAUGGAGUUAUUUUAAAAUGUCAUUAAGAUUCAAGUAUGUUAUUUUGAUAUUUAUUAAUGUUAUCUGAUUAAAUUAGCGUACAAAAUGUUAACGUUCUAAUUUUUUUUUAAUAUUGUAAUAUUUUAAGAAAUAUUAUUUUAACUAUGCGUCCGGCAGUUAUUUGUUUUUAAAGUUUAUAAAGAGUAGAAUUAAGAUAGUUGGCUAGACUUUUUUUUUAGAAAGUUACAUGUUUCGAUACACAAAAUUGUCAAUAAUCAAUGUUACUUGUUUGAAAUGCUAUUAUGAUAGUGACAUUUUAUAAAUGCGGUAAAUAUUUGGAAGAAAUUUAUCAGUUCUUUCCAUAAAAAAUAUAUAUCAGCAUGGCCAUGACAGAGUUAGUAUCUGUACAAGACGUUGAUAUUAAGGUCGGAUGUUGGUCACUUGGAAUUCCUAAUAAUUAUUUUGAGAAAAGUUCCUAUAAUAAUAGCAUUUGAAACUAAAAUUGAAAGUUAAAUAACGGCGACGGCAGGCAAACAGAGACUGAGAGCUGGCACCUAGAUCAUCUUUUAAAAUUACCAAUUUCUUACUGUCAAUUUCUCCAAAGUAAUGUUGAAUCUGUUUCCAUACAUUUAUAUUACAUUAUUUUAAAAUAUAGGUCUUCCAUAAGUAAGUAGGCUGCGUAAUGUUGGUUAUAUUUCUCGAGGCCAUACUUGACUCACGUAAUUAUUUACCGCCAAUUUCAAUAAAAUAUCCCGAUCUGAUUUUUCGACGAUCUAUUACGAAAAUUUACCAAUCAAAACGAAGUUUCUUUUGAUAUGCUUACAAAUUAUAAUUUAUGUUUAUUCUCGAAAUCGAUUGAAGAUUGCGAUUGGGAUCGUUUAUUGAAAACUACUGUUUGGUUAAACGAGUCUCUAAUGUAACUACUUCAUAAUUUACAUAUUCCAUUAAAAUGUAUGACUAAAUUAUUUAUUGCAACUAAAGCAUGGGUAUCGUGUGUUACUUUCCAGGGGAAUUAUGAGAGCGCCCCAGACAAAAAAAACACUUGAAUUUCUGCGUAAUUGCAUUUCCCUACUUUUUAAUUCUUAUAUCGGUCGAAUUCCAUAUAAUAAUAAAUAGUUGGCUACAAGGUUUUGGUCCAGUAGUUCAUGAAUUCAAUUUAUGUGUCUUAACAUGGAAAGGUGGACACGGUAAAGGCUCAAUCAGAGCACCCACUUCUGUCCAAGUUUAUUUCAUGACAGGAAGCGAACUUAUCGCCCUGUUUUACUUUAUCGAUAUUUGUAAUGAACAUUUUAUUAAUACUGUAAGAGGUAAUAAACAUCCAGAAAGAGUGUAAACAGCAAAACAUUAAUAUAAAAAUAAUUAGACCUUAUAAUACAGCAUAUCGAUUAAAAGUAUUUUUAAUAGUUUCUUCGUUGUUUGUUAAAAUCUAGUUAUUACAGUUAUGAUGUAUGACAUGAAGUCUUUUUACUUAUAAGAAAAUUCAUCGAACUUGAUCAACAAGCAUGGACAAUGAUUUAUGAUUAUAAUAAUAGGGUAUUUUACUAUAUCUGCAAUCAAACUUAAUAAGAUGCUCGUUCCCUUACACAAUCAAAAUAUUUUAAUGUUUAUUCAUAAAAAUAGAUGAUAUUGUCUGUUCUACAAAAGCGUAAAGCGGUAAUCACGAUUAUCAUGCCAUCACUAUACAUUUACCAUUCUAGUAUUUUGAUUAAGGAUUUUCGAAAUAAUUGUUUAUUGAUAGACUUGUAAUUUUUUUUUUUAUAAAUAUCGUACAAUAGAAGAUGGUUUUGCGAACUUGAAACACACGUUUUGUUUAUAUUUGACAAAUGACCUUUGACAACUGUUGUACAAUAUCGAAUAAUGUCACUAACCAAGGCAGCAUGGUGGCUAGCGCUUUCGUGUGGAAAUUUAAAACAUAAAAUUUAAUGAUUUUUUGGCACUUACGGAUUUCUCAAAAAUGAAACAAAAUUUCUGGUGGUUUAUACAUAUCUUAAGUUCAAAAUAAGACAAUUCAAAAAAUGAUAAAAUACUCUAAAUGCGUUAUCAAUGUAAAAAUAUGUACUGAAGUAAAAAAAAAUCUUAAGUAAUAAAGAAUAACAGAAAACAGCGUUUUAUUAAGUAAUGUAACAUUUGUUUUUAUGAAUUGACAGUG